AUGAGCGCCCUGCAACAGCCCGGACUGAGCUACAAAGAAAUAGCUGAUGCUAUAAUUUCUUUCCUGGAAAUAUCACUCCACAGUAUACUUUACCUUCGAUCAGUUUAUCCAGCGUCAACAUUUACGAGAAGACGAGCUCAUUCCGUACCCGUAUACCAAUCUAGACAUCCUCAAGUUAGAUCCUAUAUUACCAAUGUGAUAUCCUCUCUGGCACCAGAAGUACAUAAUGGGAAAUUAAGAAGGAUGACCGUGGUUUUUAAAGGUGUUGAAGAUGGAUUACCUAGAGAAAGAUUGAUUUUCGAUUUGGGUUAUCUAGGUGAAUUAGAUGAAUUGAAAAAUGGAAGAGGGAUUGAUAUUGGGUUGAUAGGUUCUCCAAAUGCAGAUGAAUUGGGUUUGAUGUUAAGAGGGUUCUUGAUCAAAUUGAAUGCUCUAGAUGGCCAAUUACUAGAGUGUAAAGGAGACACCACUUUUGCAGUCAUCAUAGAAACGAAUGAUUCCUUGGAACCGUCGUCUAACAAUAAUGAGGAUGUGACCGUUCCACCAUGGAUACCGGCUUUGGCAAAUGAUACACUCCAUCCCCCAGCUUCUCAAGAUCUAGACGCUUGUCCUGAAAAACAUGAACCGUUGCUGAAUGUGAAAGCCGUUGAGACAGGUGUGAUAGAUAUACGACUCAUGGUACAAGAAUGUAUAGCUAAAACGGGAGUAGAAAGAUUGAAUCCUCCAGUUGAAUAA
Molecule: messenger RNA, 732 nt
Organism: Kwoniella shivajii
Lineage: Eukaryota; Fungi; Basidiomycota; Tremellomycetes; Tremellales; Cryptococcaceae
Exons: 7
Coding region: 1-732 (243 amino acids)
Cellular component (GO): zeta DNA polymerase complex
Source: RefSeq, a predicted model, not a curated record